Molecule: messenger RNA, 628 nt
Organism: Zophobas morio
Lineage: Eukaryota; Metazoa; Arthropoda; Insecta; Coleoptera; Tenebrionidae
Exons: 6
Coding region: 89-628 (179 amino acids)
Biological process (GO): cellular response to misfolded protein
Cellular component (GO): endoplasmic reticulum membrane
Molecular function (GO): Hsp70 protein binding
Source: RefSeq, a predicted model, not a curated record
AGCUUUUACUGUUUUAAGCGAUCCUUCUUCAAGGCAAUCUUAUGAUUUAUAUGGAGAUACAACGGCGCCGGUAAGCGGCGGUCCUACAAUGCGGUUCGAUAAGCUCUCCAGUGAGGAGUUAUUUAAUCUGUUUUUCUUUGGAGAAUUUCCAUCUGGUAGAAAUGCACAGCACUUCCACGCGCAUCAAAGCUUUCGCUUUUCUGGCGGAGAAGAGCACUACCGGGCGCCCCAUCUGCCCAUAGGUGCUGUGCUUAAGCUUCUGCUGCCUCUGAUAAUAGCCUUCUUCUUCCUGUUUCUCGACUCCACUGAGCAGAACGGAUACUCCUUUGAAAGAACGCCUACGUAUUCGGUCUACAAAGAAACAUACAACCACAACAUUCCGUACUAUGUAUCCGCUUCCGCCAACGCCCGACUCAGAGCGGCCGACCUUCGAGAGCUCGAAAAGCAUAUUGAGGUGGACUACCGCGCUCGCCUACAAUCCAUGUGCCGCUCUGAAACCGAAAGGCUUCAGGCCCGCAUAUCGUCCGCCCUCUACUACGGGAGGUUGAAAGAGGCGGAAACGCUGAGAGGUCGGCCGCUACCUCACUGCCAGAAGCUGGAACGCCUGGAGAGUAGCAGCGUAGAAUAA